Molecule: messenger RNA, 2118 nt
Organism: Fusarium odoratissimum NRRL 54006
Lineage: Eukaryota; Fungi; Ascomycota; Sordariomycetes; Hypocreales; Nectriaceae
Exons: 2
Coding region: 297-1877 (526 amino acids)
Biological process (GO): SCF-dependent proteasomal ubiquitin-dependent protein catabolic process
Cellular component (GO): SCF ubiquitin ligase complex
Molecular function (GO): protein binding
Source: RefSeq, a predicted model, not a curated record
UGCCCAUUCACCGUCUCUUGACCACACUAACCUAAUCCAUCCACCGUAAUCGAUCGCCCACUAUGACUCGGCCGGCGAACCACAGCAUUCUAUUCGUGCUCUUUGCAUCAUCCAUCACGACUUAUCAUCGACCACCUUCAAAUCCAACCCCUGUCCCUAAUCAAUCUCCCUCAUCCUCACUUGACUCAAUCGGCGAACGUUUGCUCUUUAUAGCCUCAACGUGAUAAUGAAUUUAUUGUAAUGAAUAACCCACUGCUUCUAAGAUAAACUUCGGACAUAACGGACAAGAGAGCAUCAUGACAUCAAACACAAACGAGCUCGACUCGGAACUCGAGUCUUUCCGACAGAAAUGGAUCUCAGAUCUAAGAACGAGGAGUGAACACCCAGAAACUGCUGAGGCUCCGGCUGGACCCUCAAGACGACCUCAUCAUGGUCCUAUCUCAUCGUUGCCACACAAGCAUGUACCUGCGCCAGCGGAUGACGGUGACGAUGAUUAUGUUCAAAGCCGUGCUUUCGAUCAAGAUGAGCCUGUAGCUCAAGCACCGCAGGAUGUUCAUCAUGAUCGGAAGGGAAAGAAGCUCGUUUCUGCCCUGGAUCAUUUUGAGGAGGCGAUGCAUAAGGAGGACCAGGGUAAUAUGGGCGAUAGUCUCAAGCUCUACCGCAAAGCUUACAGACUUGACAAUGGUGUUGAUCGGAGAUAUCGUGAGAAGCAUUUCCCCCAAAAGACAGCCCCGCGACCUGUCUCACCUACAGCUACUAAAGCAUCAGCACCAGAGGCUCCUCAACCGCCCAAGUCAGAAGAGGUUGUAGAAGCAAAGCCUCUACCUAUAGGUGAACUCAUCGCCAGCUUCUCCGGGUUGAAAAUCGAGCCUGCCCCUCCUCCUAUCGAGGGCAUGCCCGAGCCACCCUGUCCUAUGGCCGAUCUUCCCGAUGAGAUCCUCAUUCACAUCCUCCGCGACGUUGCAAUCACAGAUAUCGGAGACUUCGCCCGCUUAUCCCGAGUGUGCAAGCGUCUCGCGUACCUUGUUGCUUCAGAGCAGCGCAUCUGGCGCCGUGUAGCUCUUGGUCCAGAAGUUGGUUUCAGCUCACAGAUCUACCGUUUCGAAAAGGGCGUCGAGUGGGACGAACUGCCAGAGGAGGAACAAGAAGGCCCUGAGAUUCAGGAUGGUUUCGUAAUCAGUCCCUCUGAGCUUGCACAGCGGAAACGCGACGCCAACAUUGCUUUCACAGAGUCUCUUGUACCCUCUGUAUACCCAACCUGGAAGCAGCUUUUCCGCUCACGACCACGAAUUCGUUUCAAUGGCUGCUAUAUCUCCACAGUCAACUAUGUUCGCACUGGACAAGCCUCAACUAAUCAGCCUACGUGGGGCAGUCCCAUUCAUAUCGUUACAUACUAUCGAUACCUCCGUUUCUUCCGUGAUGGUACACUCAUCAGCCUUCUCAGCACUGCCGAACCCGCAGAUGUCGUGCACCACAUGACUCGCGAGGAGCUCAACGUCCACCGCGGUGUUGCACAGCCCCACCUCCCCUCCGCCGUCAUGGCUCUCGCUCUUCGCGGUCGCUGGCGCCUGUCCACCGCUGCUGACCGCGAUGAAGGCUCUGAUACAGACCGACCCGGUCCAGCGAUUGGCAAGCAUGAUCGAGACCGUGAUCCAGAAGGUGAUGUCUUUAUUGAGACCGAGGGCGUAGGAUCCAAGUACAUGUAUCGCAUGGACCUCUCCAUGCGAAGUGCUGGCAAGGGGUCCCGUAACAACAAACUUAUCUGGCGUGGCUUCUACAGCUACAAUAAGUUGACGGAUGACUGGGGUGAGUUUGGCUUGAAGAACGACAAGCCAUUCUUCUUUAGUCGCGUCAAGAGUUAUGGGUUUGGGGAAUAACAGAUUACAUAGCUGGCCAUAGAGAUAUGCUGAAGGACAUUGCUUUGGUCUGCAUUUGGAAGCAUAGAUUACAAGCAUAUGAGUAUAUGAGUUCAAUUCCUGCCAUAGCAGAGUAAAUACAUCGGGUGUCUUCACAUCUGAAUCACACAUGUCCAUGGCGAAUGGGACAUUUCCGAGCAUUCAUUCUCAGAGACUGAUCUGUAUGGUCAUUGAUACGUAAAUUUGUAAUAUACUGAAUGCC